UGAGAGCUUAGUUAGCACAAUUCGUUCGUUCGUUCAAGACACGGGGAGCUCAACCCACAUCCCCCCCCCCCCCUAAAACUUCCAUUUUCACGAUACAAUGACAAAUUAGAGCUUUGCUCCAUCCAUUUCAUUAAAAAUCCUAUAUUUUCUUUAUUUAAAAAAAGGGGAAAAGCAAUGAGCCUCAGCCGUCCGACGGUGCACCCGGUGGAGGCUCCACCGUUGACGGAGGCUGCGGUGCAUGGUCCUAGAGUGAGGAUGAAGGACGUUCAAGGCAUGCCCGGGACUAAAGGUGGCCUUUUUCUUCGUCUUUCUCAGUUCGUUUUCGCCAUUAUUUCCGUCUCCGUAAUGGCCACCACCAGUGAUUUCCGCUCCGCUACAGCUUUUAGCUACCUUGUUCUUGCUGUUGGCUUGCAAAGUUUGUGGAGCUUGUCUCUUGCAUUUGUUGAUAUAUAUGCCCUUUUGGUGAAACGGAGCCUGAGGAACUACAGAGCAAUCCGCUUGUUCACCAUUGGUGAUGGGAUCACAUCGACCCUUACAUUCGCUGCAGCUUGUGCAUCAGCUGGAAUCACAGUUCUGAUUGGCAACGAUCUCGAUAAAUGUGCUUUGAACCACUGCACUAGAUUUGAGACCGCCACAGCAAUGGCUUUCAUCAGCUGGUUCGCCAUGUCUCCGUCGUUUCUAAUGAAUUUCUGGUCAUUGGCAUCCCAUUGAUUGUACUUCUUUGUUAUAGCAUUGUGCAGCCAUUUUCUAUCUGUUGUAUUGGCAAUUGCACCAGCAUGUAAAUAGAUCAGUUUUGCUAGGGUUCCUAAGCUAAUGUAUUUUUCUCCAUUUCUAAAGUACUAUAUUUGGAUCUUUGAGGGAAAGCAACCAUGAAAUUAUAAAUUACUUGUUUUCCCCCUUUUCUCUCAACCUAGCAUUAUUGCCUUAUAGGCUCUGAUAAUAUUGAUAGUUCCAUUACUUGGUACCUUUUAUACAUUGGGUGUUCACCUAUUUGGAUCAAAUUCUAUUUUCAACCCAAAAUCAUCCUUAAAAACUCGAAUUAAUUAGGUCAAUAUUACCUCCAAACCAAUGUUAUUUGUUUUUGGGUCUAAUAGACACGUCAAAGACUCUUCGAUAUUUCAACGGCCUAACAUUUUUUGACACCCUAAAGCCCUAAUUUUCUACUCCGUUAAACCCCUCAACAGUCUUCUCAUUUCCGCUUCGCCGCCGCCCAAAAAGCCCAGUUUCUCUCCUCUCAAAUUCCGAACCCUAAACAUGCCGCCGAAGUUCGACCCAACCCAAGUCGUCGACGUAUUCGUGCGAGUCACCGGCGGUGAAGUCGGAGCAGCCAGUUCACUCGCACCCAAAAUCGGUCCUUUGGGUCUCUCCCCCAAGAAAAUUGGUGAAGACAUCGCUAAGGAAACCGCCAAGGAAUGGAAGGGCUUACGCGUCACCGUCAAGCUUACUGUCCAGAACCGGCAAGCUAAAGUCACUGUAGUCCCAUCCGCCGCCGCUCUGGUCAUCAAGGCGUUGAAAGAGCCUGAAAGGGAUCGUAAGAAGACGAAGAAUAUUAAGCAUAAUGGCAAUAUUAGCCUUGAUGAUGUGAUCGAGAUCGCGAAAGUCAUGAAGCCUAGAUCCAUGGCUAAGGACCUGAGAGGAACCGUGAAGGAGAUUUUGGGAACUUGUGUUUCCGUUGGGUGUACGGUUGAUGGGAAAGAUCCCAAAGAUCUGCAGCAGGAGAUCUCUGAUGGGGAAAUUGAUGUUCCCUUGGAGUAAAACCAAAUGAAAGAAACUGGGUUUUUCUCUUUUGCUUUACUUAAUUGUUUUCUUUUCAAAAGUUUGUGUUUUAUAAGUUUUUUAGGUAGUUGUUAAAAAGAUGAUAAUGAUUAAGUUUCCUGGGGGUUUAAUGAUUAAGAAAAUUGUCGAGCUGGUGAGCUUAUGUUCUGAAUUUUGCUUAUUGUGGAACUUUAUACUUGGAUGAAAAUUUCAAUUUUGAUGAAUGCAUUUUUCAA
This is a messenger RNA of Gossypium arboreum, 1991 nucleotides long. Its product is annotated as CASP-like protein 5A1. The record is from RefSeq and is a predicted model, not a curated record. Gene Ontology annotation, cellular component: membrane. The transcript has 3 exons. Bases 175 to 711 code for a protein of 178 amino acids. NCBI's taxonomy places the organism in Eukaryota, Viridiplantae, Streptophyta, Magnoliopsida, Malvales, Malvaceae.